CGGAAGCCACGUAACGUCCGGUCCCGCCCCCGGCGGAGGGGAGAGACGCCAUGCGAGGCCGACUGCUUCACUCGCCUCCGGUGGACCUGCGACGCUCUCGUCGCCCGCCCCUGGGACGCAUCGGCCUUUGGCCGGAGCCGGAAGAGGAGAGUAGCCGGACGGAUCCGCCCGCCCUCUUUCCCGAGACGGAGGGGCCCCACCCUCGGCCCUACCUUCCCACCGCCGAAGUGGACCUGCGACCCGCCCCCCGACAGGAGGCGUGGAAAGAGGUGGUGGAAGAUCCGGUCGUGGCCUACGACGUUCUGGAAGAUCUUCUGGACCGAGUGCUGGAUUCCGACACCCUGACUCGAGUGGCGCUGGAAGCUUGGACCGAAGCUCGAUCUGGAAGAUUUCCCUCUCGGAGUUCGGGACGGAGGACGGAAGAACCCGGCUUCUUCGUACGGUGUCCCGUCCACGGACCCAGGUUCCUGUGAAGGCUUCUAGCGGGAACAUUCCCUACCGCUAACCGCGACGGAAAUAAAACCGGUUGGAUUAAAAUCGACGGACGGUUUAUCGAGUGGCGGCGGCGAUCUCCGUCCAAAGUCAUCUUAAAAAUAACAUAGAAAUGGAAGGACUGUUUUUCCGUCGGCGAUCGGACGAACGCCAUAUUUCGCGGCGCGCGUCACUCGUCGGUUUCAUUUCGAACUAGCGUAGGUAGACGGGGGCCCGGUAGACGGCCACGCGAAACUUUAUUUCGUACGAAAGUAUUUAAAAAGAAAAAAGUAGAAGUGGGCGACGCGAGGUACGUAACUGGGCUUUCUUUUUCUCAUUUCCGUCUUUAUAAAAUUGGGCGAAGCGUCCCCAAUUCCAAACUUACCUCAGGUCCCUAAACGAGAAAUAGUAAUACGGUGAAACUUCCGUUAACGGAUACACCCGAAUCGCGGAUACCUCUAAUGAUCUGGCAGUUUUACAAUCCCCGGGCCCUUCAAAUAGGACAUUUAUUAUAUUUUCCUGUAAAUCACGGACGCCGUCGUCCAUGUCCAACCCUAAGUCCCGCCUUCAAUAUUCCCUAAGAACUAAUUACCUACGAAAUAUUUUUAAACUAAAAGAAUCGGUUCAAAUACUCUUUCGGGGGACGAAUUUCGACCGCGGGUGUCGAAUAAAAACGCCGAAAAUGGGAAUGGGGAGGAGGGCGGGUUGUAAAAAGCCGAACAAUACUCUUUAUCUGUUGGAAAACACUAAUCCGGUUAAGUUGUCAAUCGUCACAUAUCAUCAUACAUAUUAUUAAACGUGCCGUAUUGUUGGAAUUAAGCUUACGGUACCGAGAAACCGUAAAGUUUUCCCGCAUUAUUCAUUCAUCCGACAAGAACAGCAGUAACGAAAAGAAACUUAAAGCGGUUACGACGACAGCGCCUAUGGUAAUGAAAGUUCAAAGGUGGUGUUUACGAAGGAGAUUUGCGGGCCACUUUAAAGGGAGAGAAGAUAUUCGGUAUUCUGGCAUUUACGAUCUUAACUGCUUUGAGGUGGCUCGGGUGUAAUCUUUUUAUAAAUCUAUGAAAUAAAGUAAAGAUGUUGGAAAAAUUACAGUACUCGUCAACUACAAAGCGGACAAAUCCCUACAAGGAAUUUUAUUAAUCGCUUAGAUCGUAAAUGAUAUUAUAAAUGCGAGAAUAUCGAACACCUUUCCCACUCCCGGAAGUGGCUA
This is a messenger RNA of Centruroides sculpturatus (bark scorpion), 1684 nucleotides long. RefSeq lists its product as uncharacterized. The transcript is spliced from 5 exons. Lineage: Eukaryota; Metazoa; Arthropoda; Arachnida; Scorpiones; Buthidae. Bases 51 to 473 code for a protein of 140 amino acids. The record is from RefSeq and is a predicted model, not a curated record.